AUGCAGCAGCACUUAAUUCGAUAUCUAACGGAGCAGCGGAAAUGGAUUCGCCGCGGGUAUCGUGCUGUUGGCGAUACGCAAAGUCGGCAGCAGGCGUACCAAGUCGAACGAGAGGAGCGAAGGGCGCGUAGGAGUAAGUCCCCGGAGCUACAACUGUUGGCCUCACCGCUGGUGUCAACCGCGGGAUCCAUGGGACCGACGGUGUCCCCGGUGGUAUCGCCGGGGUACACCGAGGCGGAGAGUGACCUGGACAAGCGCGAGGAGGCCCGCACCAGCAAGUGCGAGAAGCCCCACACCAGCAAGCGCGAGGGGUCCCACCCCAGCAGCCGCGAGAAUCCCCACGUCAGAAAGCGCGAGGAGCGGUCGGAGGGAAGAAGCAGGGGGCGCACGGAGACGCGGAGGGAGGAGCCCAGAGAGGGGCGGCCAUCGAAGCGGGCGUCCACGCGUUCGACGCGUACGGCCAAGAGAGAGGAGUCGUCGGCACGCACCAGGGGAAGGUCGACAACGCGGCGAGGGGACCAGCGGCCGACUAACCCACAGGAGGCACGGACACGGUCGGCGCAGGCCGAAAACGAAGUCGAGGAGCCGCAGCCAACGCAGGCCGAAAACGCGGUCGAGGAGCCGCAGCCAACGCCGGCCGAAAACGCGGUCGAGGAGCCGCAGUCAACGCAGGCCGACAUCACGGCAAACAACGCGGCCGCUGAGGCGCGACGCCUCGCGGAAUGGCACCGGCGGAUCGCGCUGGCCGCGGCGAAGGAGGAGCUGAGGCAACGGCGUGUAUGGGAGGACGCCCUGGCGCUGGCCAAGAAGCUGAAGGCCACGCAGGAGGCCGAAAAGGCGGCUCAAGAAGCGGAGGCGGAGCGCCACAAGCGAGACGUCGCGCACCAGUGGCGGGGACGCUGA
Drosophila miranda is the source of this 903-nucleotide messenger RNA. RefSeq names its product vicilin-like seed storage protein At2g18540. The record is from RefSeq and is a predicted model, not a curated record. The coding region runs from base 1 to 903 and encodes 300 amino acids. The transcript is spliced from 3 exons. Lineage: Eukaryota; Metazoa; Arthropoda; Insecta; Diptera; Drosophilidae.